Molecule: messenger RNA, 987 nt
Organism: Cooperia oncophora
Lineage: Eukaryota; Metazoa; Nematoda; Chromadorea; Rhabditida; Trichostrongylidae
Source: the annotation of a GenBank genome assembly
GCUGGAGAACUAGUGGAAGAUGUGACUGAAAACGAAUAUGUGCAAGGGGCUAAGAGAAAAGUGAGCGAGACAGGAGAAGAGAUAGCAGAUUCAGCCAGAGCUACAGCAGAUUCAGCCAGAGCUAAGGCCGGAGAAAUCAAAGACAAAAUCACCAAUACGGAUUACAAGGAAAUGGCUAAAGAAAAGUUAGACGAAGCUGGAAAACGUCUCAAAAGAGCUGCUGGAUGGGCUCAAGAAGAGGCUGGAGAGCUCCUGGAAGAUGCGCAAUCGGCUAAGAGGAAAGUGAGUGAGACCGGAGAAGGGCUGACAGGUGCAGCCAGAGCAAAGGCCGGUGAAAUCAAAGAUAAGAUCACCAAGACGGACUACAAGCAAAUGGCUUACGAUACGAUAAGUGGAGGUGGGGAGUAUCUGGAAAUGUAUGCUGACGAGUACGCAAAUGCAGCUAAGGAAAAAAUGAGUGAUGCAGGAAGUGCGGUGAAAGAUGCAGCACAAAAUACCAUGGAUAAAGUCAGCUGGAGAGAUCGGAGAGAAGAAUCUUCCAACGGUGAUUACAAGGAAAUGGCCCAAGAAAAGCUGGACAAUAUUGGAAGAACGUUCAAAAGUGCUGCUGGAGGAGCUCAGGAAGAGGCUGGAGAGCUCCUGGAAAAGAUGAAUGAUAAUGAGUAUGUGGAAGCGGCCAAGAGAAAAACGAGAGAGACGGCACAAGAGAUAGCAGACGCAGCACAAGACGCUAGAUAUAAAGCCGGAGAGAUCAGAGAAGGAUUCACCAGCGGUGAUUACAAGGAAAAGGCCGAAGAACAGCUGGACCAUGUUGGAAGAACAUUCAAGAGUGCAGCUGGAGGGGCUGAAGAGGAGGCCAAGGAAUUUAUUGGUAAAGUUAUAUACGGCGGAGAAAGGCCCAGCGAAACCCCGGACGAUGCAGUAAAGGACACCGUGAGGAAGGUAACGGUCACGAUUGGUGCACCACACAAGUCCAAGCUAUCGUAA